Paramecium pentaurelia is the source of this 1028-nucleotide messenger RNA. The record is from the annotation of a GenBank genome assembly. NCBI's taxonomy places the organism in Eukaryota, Ciliophora, Oligohymenophorea, Peniculida, Parameciidae.
GAUGUAAAUAUAGAGAUUUCCUACAAUUGGUGAAUGGACUGAAAAAGUUUAUAAAUAUUAUAUUCUUAUAUUUUUAGAAAACAAAUUCAUUUAUCGAAGAAAAGUUAAUCAUUCGAAAUCCUGAAGAAUUGAAAUCCAAAAUAGAAAAGAUGAUAUCUGAAGGUGCUAAGUAAAUGCAAAUUGUGACUGAUUUUGAUUAAACAAUAUCUUCUUUUCUAAGUCCUGCUACAUUUAGCUUGUUUAGGUUUACAUUAAAAAUAUAAUUAUAGAAUGUCAGAAUUAUCACCUUAGGAUUUCAAAAAUAAAAUGUAAUCUUAUUAUGAUUACUAUGUUCCAAUUGAAAAGGAUUAGAGUAUAAAAAUUGAGGAAAAGAAUAAACAUAUGCAUGAAUGGUAUUAGAAAGUAUCUGAAGCAUUUCAUGAAGCUAAAUUCACAAAAUCUUUAUCAUGUUAGAUAUUAAACACUUCACAUAUUUAUUUGAGAUAUCUUUUCGAACCAUUCUUUAAUAAAUGUGUAGAAGAACAUGUUCCAUUUCACAUUGUCAGUGGUGGACUUGAUAGAGUGAUAAAUACAAUUUUAUCAUCUAUUCAUGAAAUUGACACUUAUGAUGAAAUGACAUUGCAUACAAAUUAAAUGCUUUUUUAAGAUGAUACCUUAGAGAAGAUGGAGAUGUUAGUAACAGCAACCACUAAAGCCAAAAUAUUAGAAACCUCUGGAAUUCAAUUUAGAAAUAAUACUAUUUUAUUAGGAGAUUUACCAAGUGAUUUUUAUAUGACUAAAUUCCUAAAUAUUCCAAAUUAAGUGAGUAUAGGAUUUUUAGCAUAGGAUCAUGCUUAGUAUAUAUAUUCAUUUAUAAAUUAGUUAAUUGGAAGAAUAUAAGAAAUUAUAUGAUAUCACUAUAAUUGGUGAUCCUAGUUUCUUAGUUCCAUUAGUAUUGUUAUCCAAAGUCAUGGGAUAUCCAUUAUCAGAAGAAUAAACUUAGCUUUUCAAUUCAAAAAAUUAUGAUGAGCUUCGUAAACUCUUUUGAU